CCGAAUCAGUGGGAGGAAGAUGGCGGCGCUCAUCCCCCUCAGCCAGCAGUUUACCGGGAAUCCAUUAUAUGAAAGUUACUACAAACAGGUAGAUCCAGCAUAUACAGGCAGAGUUGGGGCAAGUGAAGCUGCACUUUUCCUGAAAAAAUCUGGUCUCUCUGAUAUUAUCCUUGGGAAAAUAUGGGAUUUGGCUGACCCAGAGGGUAAAGGAUACUUGGAUAAACAGGGUUUCUAUGUCGCAUUGCGCCUUGUAGCAUGUGCACAGAAUGGCCAUGAUGUUAACCUGAGCAGUCUCAAUUUGACUGUGCCACCUCCUAAAUUUCACGACACUAGCAGUCCUUUGCUGAUCACCCCACCUUCAACAGAGACUCACUGGGCUGUUAGGGUGGAAGAAAAAGCAAAGUUUGAUGGUAUUUUUGAAAGCCUUUUGCCAGUAAAUGGUUUACUUUCAGGAGACAAAGUAAAACCAGUACUGAUGAAUUCAAAGCUACCUCUUGAUAUCCUAGGAAGGGUCUGGGAUCUCAGUGAUAUUGAUAAAGAUGGUCACCUGGACAAGGAUGAAUUUGCUGUGGCAAUGCAUUUGGUAUAUAGAGCUCUCGAGAAAGAGCCGGUUCCUUCACUAUUACCCCCUUCUCUCAUACCACCUUCUAAAAGAAAGAAGACGCCUGUCUUUCCUGGUUCUGUUCCUGUUCUUCCUGCAAGUCCUCCACCAAAAGAGAGCCUCCGCUCUACCCCGUCUCAUGGCAGUGUCAGCAGUCUGAACAGCACGGGGAGUUUGUCUCCCAAGCACAGCAUUAAGCAAGCACAGCCCUCUGUGAAUUGGGUGGUACCAGUGUCUGAAAAGGUGCGAUACGAUGACAUCUUCUUAAAAACAGACACAGACAUGGAUGGGUUUGUGAGUGGCCAAGAAGUAAAGGAUAUUUUUAUGCAUUCAGGUCUCUCUCAGAAUCUCCUAGCGCAUAUAUGGGCUUUGGCAGACACAAGACAGAUGGGAAAGCUGAGCAAAGAUCAAUUUGCAUUAGCAAUGUAUCUCAUCCAACAGAAGGUCAGUAAAGGGAUUGAUCCUCCACAAGUGUUGUCCCCAGAGAUGAUCCCUCCCUCAGAGAGGAACACUCCCAUACAGGAUAGUUCAAGUUCUGUUGGAUCAGGCGAAUUUACAGGCGUGAAGGAGCUGGAUGAUAUUAGUCAAGAAAUUGCACAGCUGCAGAGAGAAAAAUACUCACUAGAGCAGGACAUUAGGGAAAAAGAAGAAUCAAUCAGACAGAAAACCAACGAAGUCCAGGAACUUCAGAAUGAUUUAGAUAGGGAGACAAGUAACUUGCAGGAGUUGGAGGCUCAGAAACAAGAUGCUCAAGACCGCCUGGAUGAAAUGGACCAGCAGAAAGCCAAACUAAAAGAUAUGCUGAAUGAUGUAAGGCAGAAAUGCCAGGAAGAAACACAGGUGAUUUCAUCACUAAAAAUGCAGAUUCAAUCUCAGGAAUCAGAUUUAAAAUUACAAGAAGAUGACCUUAAUAGAGCAAAAGCAGAGCUGAAUCGCCUCCAGCAAGAAGAGACUCAGCUAGAGCAGAGUAUCCAGGCUGGAAAAGUGCAGCUUGAAACAAUAAUCAAAUCUUUAAAAUCAACACAAGAAGAAAUAAACCAGGCAAGAAGUAAACUUUCUCAACUUCAAGAAAGUCAUCAAGAAGUCAAUAAGAGUAUAGAAGAAUAUAAUGAAGCUCUCAAUGGGAUUCAUGGUGGCAGCCUGACGAAUUUGGCAGACAUAAGUGAAGGCCUUGGGCAGACAGAAAGAAACAAUUAUGGAGCUAUGGAUGAUCCAUUUAAGAAUAGAGCCUUGAUGUUUACCAAUAAUACACAGGAACUGCAUACAGACCCAUUCCAGUCAGAAGAUCCUUUCAAAUCAGAUCCGUUUAAGGGAGCAGACCCUUUCAAAGGCAGUGACCCAUUCCAGCAUGAUCCUUUUGCAGAACAACCACCUGCUCCAGCAGAUCCAUUUGGAGGUGAUCCAUUUAAGGAAAGUGACCCAUUUCGUAGUUCUGCCCCUGAGGAUUUCUUCAAGAAGCAGGUGAAGAGCGACCCAUUUACCUCAGAUCCGUUCACAAAACCCCCCACUUUACCCUCAAAGCCUGACCCUUUUGAAAGCAGUGAUCCUUUUACAUCUUCCAGUAUCUCUUCAAAAGGUCCAGAUCCAUUUGGAACACUGGAUCCAUUUGGAAGUGGUACUUUCAGUAGUGGUGAGGGAUUUGCAGACUUCAGUCAGAUGUCAAAGUCGGUAGCUUCGGACCCCUUUGCCUCCUCUUUUGGAGGGGUGGGAUUCUCAGAUGACCCCUUCAAAAGCAAAUCAGACACACCAGCAUUGCCACCGAAGAAAAAUGUCCCUCCACGCCCCAGGCCACCCAGUGGUAAAAGUACUCCUGUAAACCACCUUGGGUCUUCAGAUUUUCCCAAGCCCCAUGAUCCAUUCCAGCCAUUUGGGGCUGACAGCAGUGACCCGUUUCAAAGUAAAAAGGGGUUUGGGGACCCAUUUAGUGGAAAAGAUCCAUUUGCUCCCUCCUCUUCAAGUAAAACUUCUAAAGACUCUUCCUUGGGGUUUGCAGACUUCAGCUCUUUUGGAAAUGAAGAACAGCAGCUGGCGUGGGCAAAGCGUGAGAGUGAGAAAGCAGAGCAAGAAAGACUAGCUCGAUUGCGGAGACAAGAACAAGAAGACCUUGAGUUGGCUAUUGCACUCAGUAAGGCUGAUAUGCCAAACUCUUAAGUAGCGGUUCUUUGGCUCCACCCUGUCCAAGUGAAACCUUUAAACAUGGCUUUUAUAAAAAUACUAAAUUCUUGGUUUAUGUCAUAGAAAUAAUUCUAGUCACCUUCAACUCUAAACGAGACUGGUUAUGUCAAACUGGGCUCUGUGUGGCUUUUUGAGUGCAUAUUAUGCAGGAAACACUGUAUAAGCUGUAUUAUAUGUUCUAGAUAAAACUUACUGCUUAUAAGAAAUGUAAUGUAUGAUCCUAAGAUACUGAAAGCAAAGUUUCUUUAUCUGGAAGACGAUGUUGCGUUUAGUGACCUGCAGCUUGUGAAUCUGGCUUUAUAUUACCUGAAUUCCAUUGGGGCGCUGAGGCUGCAGUGUGAAUUUCAAAGAAAAUGUCAUAAAAUUAUAAUAUUUAUAGAAUUAACUCUCACUUGUUACUUUUAUUUAACAGUUCCCGGUAGGUUAAUCAGUACAUCAUCUGCCUCAUCUAUGUCGAAGUCUUCAGCAUAAAUUCAUUGUUAGAUGGUCCCUUUUUAGCCAGGAGAUGCGACUUUUACAAAAGAAUCUGGCCUUUUAUAUCUGCUGGAUACAGACAUAGUGAACCGUGUAAAAUGUUCUGAAUUUCUAUCAAUGAGAAGUUCUUCUAAUUUAACCAUUAGUUUGCAUUAAAUUGUAAUAAUUGUGUGUGAUGUAAGAGAGGGAGUUAAUUCAGUUGUAAAUUGGACAGAGAAUUUGGCAAUUAAAUCAUUAGAUGAAAUCUUGAUUUAUCUCAUAAGCAAGUGAGAUUGUGAUACAAGUUUGAGGAAUGCUUUCAUUUAAACACAAGCAAUGGAAAACUUACCAAGUCUGAGCAGUGUUCAUCCCUGCAACUCAUUUUACUCUCUUUUGCUUCAACUGCCAGAACACAAACCGUAUGAUUUGUGGUACCUGAGUGUGUGAGACAGUCCCUACCUCCGUUUCUUUAUUUCCACCUAUCUUAUAGUUGGCUUACAGAUCAAACAUCAUUUAGCUGAAGUAAGGCCAAGUUGAAACAGAUUUUAGUUGCCAAAUACAUGUUCAUACCUAAGUUAUAGAAGUACUGGUGGACUGGAUUGGCUUUAAAACACAGCUGGCAGAAGUCCGAGUAGGAACAGAUUUUAUAUGUACCUGUAGAACUUAAUACUUCCACCUGCUAAGGAUAACACAGAAUGUGUUAUAUGUGUCACGUCCUUAAGAUAAGUCUGUGAAUUAUUUACUUACUAAAAAUGCCUUUUCUGAUGACAGGAACUCAAAAACUUCAGUUACCUUUGCCUUGGACUCUUAUUUUUAAAUAGAAUAGGCAAGUCUUUCCUGUCCUUGGCUCUGUAGGAAUCCAAAGUUUAACAUUCUGUGGUUAAAAUGAAAAUGUGGUAUUCCUUCAUCAUCUUUAAUGCAUUUCUAUUCUUACGUCCUUGCUUCCUUUCAUUUUUCAUACUACAAUGACAGUGCCUGUUCACGGAACGAAAACAGUCUUUCCCCAUUCUGUUGUAAUGGCCAUAUUUUGGAUGCUUUCCUUAGAGAUAAGAAUCUGAUUGGAUUCAUUUUAAUCUUCUUAGUAGUUUUCAGCUCUGAAAUGCAGCUAAAAUGUGGCAUUUGUCAUCCCAGCUAUUAGUGAGUAGGUGUAUGGGGGAGUGUGUGUGAGCAUACACACAUGUGCACAUCCGUCCAUUCAUGUAUGCAACAAUAUACCUGACAAAACUGAACCCUUGUAUCUCAAAAUGCAGUUUUAGGAGUCACAGUUCCCGCUUUGCUCUUUGUGCAAUGAUAUUACAAAUAAUGUGAAUCAUUAAUUCCCCUCAGAAAGGGAGAAGAUGCAUUCUAGUAUUAAACCCAACCACAUAAAGGUCUUGAGUUCCCUCUUGUUAAUGGCCCCUGUGGAAUGAAGGUAUUUCUGAUUUCACAGAACCUGAUUUGAAAUCCCUUCCCAUUGUAAAGUUUCUCUAAACUAUGUGAGAUUAAAUGAUCAAACAUACUAAAAUGUCAACAACUUCUCUUUUCUGUUGGUGUACAGGACUUGAAGUCUCUCAGAGCAAACUUAGGCCUGUCUAUAGUUAACAUGAGAUAAAACUCUUGCUAUGAAUGGGCAGUUUUCCACAUGGAAUGGCUGCAGGCUUCUCAGUGAAGUUAAUCAGAUUGUAUCCAUGUGUAAGAUUCUCCUUUUCAUUUGGGCCUAAGUCUUUGUGGUGUCUCUUCUGCUACAAUAAACCCCCAUUCACAUGGAGUGCCUUUUUAGAAAGGAAAAUCACUUUUGGACUACUGCUUGGAUGAGGUCACUCCAGUGGGACAGGGUGGAUGAACUCAAUAGCUUGAUUCAUCUUCUGAGUUAUGUACCAUAACAAGACUUUCUGCUACUUUGUCAGUGCUCUGAAAUACUGUAAUUUAUAAUGCUUCUAAGGCAGUGAGUCGGUGUUUUCAAGCUGUCCAGCAGGAAGCCAGAAAUGUGAAUUAACCUAGCAUUCCAUAUAGUGUUAGAACUAAUUACUCAUUUUCCUAUUUCCUUAUUGACUCAUUCUUCAUGUUUGCUUGGACAGUAAUAGAAGCUCAAGCCAAUGGACAAGGACAGAACGUGUUCUCUGUACACAGUGCAUUAGAUUUAGUAACCUUAGGUUUACUGAAACACUCUCGAUUCCAAAUUUUAGACACUGCAGUAGAAGAAAACUUAGCUGUGAUUUCCCCCCAUUCUAUUUAAUACAGUUUUCCAUGCAAAAAGGAGCAUUACCCACGUUCUUCCCUUAUGCUUGUAACUCAGUGCUUUGUAUAAUACCUGCACUUGUUCUUCUAAGACAGAACUUCUAACACAAGACAUUGAUCAUCAUCUUCCUCCAGAACAGUGAAAUUUAAAGCACAAAUAGGCCUAUUGCCAUUUGGGCAGACAAAAUAUGUACAGUGCAAGAUACAGAAAAUGUGAGUAUACACAAUGCAUAUACAGUGUACAUUGAGAUCCAUAUUAUUUGUGUCUAUGUGUGUACAUAUAUAUAUAGUGUAUUGUAUAAUAUAAUAAUAGUGUGUGUAUAUACUAUAUACGUCCACAUACUAUGUCUGGUAUAGAGUUACUUGUGCUGUACAUAAGAUGUGUAUAUACAAUGAAUAUGUAGAAUAUGCAUAUAUAUUCUAUAUAUUAAAGCUUGUGUGUAUGUAUGUAUUCUGUCAGCAGAGGUGGAUACAGAAAUGGAAUUUUUACAGGAAGGCAGAUUAGAUUGUGGCUCUUAGAAUUUCAAAGUUCUGGUGAAAGAAAGAAAAUAAAAAGGCAAAAUGACUGCUUCUGAUGAGUUUGUUUCAGGAUUACUUCCACUGGCACGAGGAACUGUGUUCAGGAGCUGUGCCAAGCUUAGAGAGAAACCUGGCAGAAGGUCAGUGUCAUCUGCACUGGAUGUGAUUUCCCAUUCUUUUGCGAUUUUAAAGUGUCUUUUUGAAAAGGCUCCAUUUCUGAUCUUCUUGCAUGGGAUGGUCAUGCCAGCUUUUCUUUUUUCCCUAGGCUGAGGCAAUGGUUUUUCUCCUACAUUUGCUUUUGGUUUCACUUUUCUCUCUCUUUUCCCUCUUUUCUAAACCCCCAUUUUUAAGGAGCUAUUCCCAUAGCCCCAUACACCCCAAACAGUCACACGCUGAGGUAUAAAACAUGUUUUCCUUGCUUCAUUCUAGUUAUACAGGUUGCACGUAAUUGUCAUCUGGAUUUCAGCUCUGGUUUUCCUCCUUUUCCACCUAAGCUUUUACUUCAGGAGGAACGACUAUCCAUUGCAUUCUUGGCUUUGAGGAAAGAAUGGAGGUGAUUCUGCUCGAGUAAAUUAUUAGACUCUGUGGUACAUUGAGCAAUCACUAUGAGUUUAGUAGGCUUUUAUAGUGGCACAUGUGUGUUUUAUACGGAGUAUCGUCACUGCUGGAAUGACUCAUGGAAAACCAUGAAUUGCACACAGCGCCGAGGCACAACAGUUAAAACAGGAAAGACGGACAAUGAUUCACGUUGAACCUCCGCAUGCAGACCUUGCAUGUAGGACACAGGUAUUGAAUUACCCACAUUAGCCUUUAUAGACCAGUACGUUCGCAUUGGCCUCGAGUGGUUUCCCUACGUUAUAUUCAGAUAGGCUUGUUGUAAAACAUACCAGUCAUUCUGCAAUAAAAGCAGAUGCUCGUAAAGCAAUGCUUCAACAAUAAUGCUCUAUGAAGUAUUUUUAUAUUGGCAAGUUUUUCCUUAUGAAAUCUCUGCCCUAUGCGCAUCAUCAGUCCUUACUCUGUUUAGUUUCAUGUGCUGUGCUUUCCAAGCUGUGUCCUGCUGCAUAACCUUUUCCUUUUUUAAUUCCUGCCUGUGAAAUCUGUUGUCAGAAAUUUUGUAGAAAUCCUUCUGUUGUCUUAAUGCUCAAAGAUAAUGCACUUUUCUUGAGUCUUCUUAUAAUCCUUUUUGGGUUACUAUUUCUUCUUUAGUGUUUCUCCAUUGAGAAGAGUAUUUAUGCUGUAGAACUAAGGCCCAAGGGAUUUUGGUCCAAGUAGGAUUGUUGCUUUCCCUCAUGUAAGAGUUUGAUUUCUCCUUCCUCCUGCAUUUUAUUCCUCCCUCUCAGGAAUUUCUGUUUAAUCCUCAUUUGGAGUUGGAACUGUGUUAAAGUGAAUUGAUCUGAGCUAAUAAUCAUCUAAUUCAAAUACCUUUCCACACUGAUGAACAGCAAAGUUUCUGUUGUGGGUCAGCUGUUGCAUCUCUGUAGCCUUCACAACAGUCACCUUAGGAAAGGGACUUUGCUUGGAGUACGGUGGAAUGAUAGAAGAUUUAUUUUUAGAGGAAAUGUGUUAACUCUUCUUCAUUGACACACCUGUUUCAUCAGUUGAUAUACUGCUCUUUUUACUUGAAAGUUUUAUAAAUAAAGGCUAAUUUGUUAUAAAA
Molecule: messenger RNA, 7622 nt
Organism: Melopsittacus undulatus (budgerigar)
Lineage: Eukaryota; Metazoa; Chordata; Aves; Psittaciformes; Psittaculidae
Gene: EPS15L1
Product: epidermal growth factor receptor pathway substrate 15 like 1
Exons: 24
Coding region: 20-2752 (910 amino acids)
Biological process (GO): endocytosis; endosomal transport
Cellular component (GO): cytoplasm; clathrin coat of coated pit; plasma membrane
Molecular function (GO): calcium ion binding; cadherin binding
Source: RefSeq, a predicted model, not a curated record